ACGACGCGCAUAUCAGGGCCGGCGCGUCGGCAAAUAACCUCAUUCUGUAUACUGACUGAUAUUUAGAAGGUCUUCUCUUCUACACUGGGUUUAAAUAGGUGAUUCCAGCAGAAGUGAGAUCCACAGCUCAAGUACCGCCAUGGCCGCGCUGUCGGGAGGAGAGAUGUGCAUCAAAUACUUGAUGUUUGCCUUCAACCUGGUAUUCUGGCUUGCAGGCACUGCUGUCUUUGCUAUAGGCCUGUGGCUAAGAUUAGACCCAAAGACCAAAGGCCUGUUUGAGGGAUCAGACUCUCCAUAUGUGUUUUACACAGGUGUAUAUAUCCUGAUAGCGGCUGGAGCACUGAUGAUGGUGGUGGGUUUUCUUGGAUGUUGUGGGGCCAUCCAGGAGUCCCCCUGUAUGCUGGGACUGUUCUUCUUCUUCCUGCUUAUCAUAUUUGCCAUUGAGGUUGCAGCUGGAAUCUGGGUAUUUUCCAACCAAAGCAAGGUGGUGAAUGACAUCACAACGUUCUACAUGCAGACCUACACGAAAUUUGUGACAACAGGAGAUGAUCGCCUCAAAGAGACUCUGAGAUUGAUUCAAACCGGGCUGAACUGUUGCGGGCCAACUGGUACUGUAGAAGACAUUGCCAAAGACACCUGUCCCAGGGGAGAGCCACUUGAGGAGCUCAUUACGAAGAGCUGCCCUGACACUAUUGAUGAGGUGUUUGACUCCAAGCUACACAUCAUAGGAGGAGUGGGCAUCACCAUCGGUGUUGUUAUGGUGUUUGGAAUGAUCUUUAGCAUGCUCCUGUGCUGUGCCAUCAGGAAGUCUCGGGAGGUGGUGUGACACCCACCAUCACAUCUUGGAGUCCUUAUUAAUGUUGCAUGAUGUCAUUCCUGGAGUCACAUGACUCUCCACUGCCAAUAGAAACACUGCUUGUUCAAGGGGGAUAAUCUAAGCUAGGCUGCCUGCAGAUAUUUCUGAUUAUUACAUAAUGCAUCAGUUAUAACUGUGCUGCUGACACUUAGACCCAUCCUCCUGGACUAGAUAGAUGUGAUGUGGUUAUUAGGCCCAACUAUAGAAUGGGGGUCAUCUGUGCUUCAGUGGCAAUGUAGUACAGAAAUGUGUAAUUUGGUGGUCAUUUGAUUGAAAUUAGUGUUUGUGAACUACUAAUUAUCUAAACAAAGGAUCAUAUUAUUGUAUACUGAUCACAUUUCUAUUGCUAUCACUUGGGGUCACCAGAAGAGUCAUGGUUCAGGGCCAUAAAAAAGGCAGCCACCAACAUUUCAGCACAAUACAGCAGUGGCCAAUGAAAUUCACUAGUCCUUUUUAUUACAACACUGAAGUCAAACCGUGGUGACUAGUAGCCAAUUCAAUGCCGAGCUGUGAACUGCGGUGUCUGUGGUUUCUUCCAGCUUGGUAUUCCAGUAGCAUCUUGGUACAUCUUCAUUGGUACUUUUCAUUUUUUCCUUUCCUUUCUUUCUCCAUCCCUAACUCGCCCUUUCUAUAAACGCCUUUAAUUUUUUGUCAUGUUUUGUAAAUGUCUUCUUUUUUAUUUGUAAAAGAUUUAUACACUUAGGUGGUUGUCUGGUGCAUUGGUUGGAUGAUGUAUUUUAUAACGUUCUUUUCAUUUUACAGAGAUUGGGUUGAUUUGAUACCAUAUGCACUAUGUUUCACAGAGGCAAAAAUGAAUGAGAACCAAAUAAACCACAAUGUACUGACUGAGU
Molecule: messenger RNA, 1707 nt
Organism: Centropristis striata (black sea bass)
Lineage: Eukaryota; Metazoa; Chordata; Actinopteri; Perciformes; Serranidae
Gene: cd9a
Product: CD9 molecule a
Exons: 8
Coding region: 140-826 (228 amino acids)
Cellular component (GO): membrane
Source: RefSeq, a predicted model, not a curated record